AUGGUGUACUGGCAGCCUUGGGCUGAAAUUUCGACUGCAGUCAUUAUACUUAAUACUCUGCUUAGCCCCUAUCUACGCAAUGAAAACCCAUCAUACUCACCUCCAUACUACCCUUCUCCGUGGACAGAUGGCUCUGGAGAGUGGGCUGAAGCCUAUGAAAAGGCUCGCAAUUUUGUUUCAGAGCUCACACUGCUGGAGAAGAUCAACCUAACUACGGGUACUGGAAAUGAACAGGGAAACUGUGCAGGAGAAACAGGGUCUAUACCGAGACUCAAUUUCUCGGCAAUUUGCUUCCAAGAUUCUCCAGCCGGCGUCGGCAGUGCUGACUAUUUUGUGACCGCAUUCCCCGCUGGUAUCAACGUUGCUUCUGCUUGGAGUAGAGAUCUCGCUUAUCGUCGAGGUCGGUUGAUGGGUGAAGAGCAUCGAGGAAAGGGCGUCGAUGUCCAGCUAGGACCAGUAGUUGGCCCACUGGGCCGAGCCCCUGAAGGUGGCCGCAACUGGGAAGGAUUCGGGGUGGAUCCAGUAAGUGCUGGUAUCCUUGCGGCGGAAACAAUUAAGGGAAUACAAGAAUCUGGUGUAGUCGCAUGUGCGAAGCACUUCAUCGGGAAUGAGCAGGAACGAUAUCGCUGGGCAGCAGAAUCUGCCACUUUUGGGGAACCGAUUGCUGAGGGUUACAGUGCAAAUAUUGAUGAUAAAACCAUGCACGAGCUCUAUCUCUGGCCAUUUGCAGAUGCAGUCCGCGCUGGUGUUGGUUCGGUGGUGUGUGCAUACUCUCAAAUAAACAACAGCUACAGUUGCUCAAACAGCUACAUAAUUAAUAAGUUGCUCAAAGCGGAACUAGGGUUUCAAGGAUUCGUCGUGUCCGAUUGGGACGCAAUGUAUGGUGGCGUCAGCUCAGUAUUUGCAGGUCUGGAUAUGGCUAUGCCAGGCGAUACAGUAUUGGGAGGUACGGGAUAUUCCUUCUAUGGAUCGAAUCUAACUAUUGGAGUUCUGAAUGGCACUAUUCCGGAGUGGCGCUUAGACGAUAUGGUAACGCGUAUAAUGGCUGCCUUCUUCAAAGUUGGUCGUGACAAAACCCGAGUCCCGGUCAAUUUCAAUUCGUGGGAUCUAAGCCAGUACGGGGAUGCCCACCAUCUAGUUGGUCAAGGAAAGGGGACUUUGAUCAAUCAGUACGUCGAUGUUCGGGGUAAUCACUCCAGUUUCGUCCGGGAACUGGGUGCUAAAAGUAUUGUCCUGCUAAAGAACACAAACCACGCCCUGCCACUGACUGGAAAUGAGAAAUUUACGGCUAUCAUUGGUGAAGAUAGCGGAUCUAAUCCCGACGGCCCUAAUGGAUGCACCUAUCGUGCAUGUGCCAGUGGUACGCUCGCGAUGGGAUGGGGAAGCGGUUCUGUCGAAUUUUCCCAUCUCAUUACCCCAGAACAGGCAAUUACCAAUGAGAUCACAUCAAGAGGCAAUGGCGUGGUAACUGCAAUCACAAAUAAUUACGCGAUCGACUAUAUACAAAAAAUAGCCAAAGUGGCAGAUGUCGCUCUAGUCUUUGUGAACGCAAACUCGGGUGAAGGGUUCCUUGAAGUUGACGGUAAUAUCGGAGAUCGCAACAACCUGACACUCUGGAAGGACGGCGAUGCCUUAAUCCAAAAUGUUGCCUCAAUCAACAACAAUACCAUCGUUAUACUCCACACUGUCGGCCCUGUACUUAUGACAAACUGGUACGACAACCCUAAUGUUACCGCGAUUGUCUGGGCAGGUCUUCCAGGCGACGAAAGCGGUAAUUCGCUUGUUGAUGUUCUAUACGGUCACAUCAAUCCAGGUGGCAAGACUCCAUUUACAUGGGGUUUAUUACGAGAGUCGUGGUCAACACAUGUGACUACCAAUCGUAGCACUAGUGAUGUCUUCGGUACUCAGAUUGACUUUGAAGAGGGUGUUUUCAUCGACUACCGAGACUUUGACCGCCAAAAUGAGACACCGAUCUAUGAAUUUGGUUUUGGGUUAAGCUAUACGGAAUUUCAGUUUUUAAAUUUAUCAGUAACUCCAAUCUACAGCUCUUCAUCGAAGUACAUCCCCACCACAGGACACACAAAGCCCGCCAAACCUGCUGGGACAGUUUCCAUAAGUAGCACUAUCAGUGACUACGUUUUCCCCAAAGGCUUUCGAAGAAUACCACUGUUUAUUUACCCGUGGCUGACCUCAAGUUGCUUGAAGAACGCCUCUGGAGAUCCGGAGUAUGGUGUGUCUGUUGAUUCGUGGCCUCCGCAUGGUGCCACAAACGGGUCUCCACAACCUCGACUUCCAGCAAGCGGAGGUCCUGGAGGGAAUCCGGGAUUAUACGAAGCAUUGUAUUCUGUCUCUGUGACUAUCCAAAAUUCUGGCCAAAGAGAUGGAGACGAAGUUCCUCAGUUGUAUAUUUCUCUGGGUGGACCGGAAGACCCAAAGGUUGCGCUCAGAAACUUUGAGCGAAUCACUAUUCCUGCAAACGGACUGCAUACAUGGACGGCGAAUAUAACGCGACGAGAUAUUUCCAACUGGGAUCCAGCGAGACAAGACUGGUUUGUCUCAGAAUAUGAGAAAAUUGUGUAUGUUGGAAGUUCUUCACGGAAGCUCCCUCUGAAAUUCACUCUACCUAAACUGUAA
This is a messenger RNA of Talaromyces proteolyticus, 2634 nucleotides long. Its product is annotated as beta-glucosidase I. The transcript has 6 exons. The record is from RefSeq and is a predicted model, not a curated record. NCBI's taxonomy places the organism in Eukaryota, Fungi, Ascomycota, Eurotiomycetes, Eurotiales, Trichocomaceae. Gene Ontology annotation, biological process: glucan catabolic process. Gene Ontology annotation, molecular function: beta-glucosidase activity. Bases 1 to 2634 code for a protein of 877 amino acids.